AUGGCUCAUCGAAAGAUUUCACGCUUCGUUCCAAGUGACCAAAAGUGGCUCAUAGCAUGCCUCAUUGCGGUAUCAUCAGUGGACUCUGUGCUCGUCGGCUACGACAGCUCGCUCAUGGGCAGUCUCAACGUGAUGCCCUCAUACAGCAGCUACUUUACUCUCACCACCACGACGAAAUCGCUCAAUACAGCCAUCUCUUAUGUCGGCGGUGCUGCCAUCUCACCUCUAGCAGGGUUCCUGGCUGACUGGCGAGGCCGACGCGAGUGCGUAUUCUGGUCCGCGCUGGUGACUCUCAUCGGCGGCAUCAUCCAAGGCACCGCGCAGAAUAUCGGCAUGUUCAUUGCCGGGCGGUGCAUCGUUGGUGCGGGUAUGGGGCUGGCCCAGACAACGGCGCCGACGCUGGUUGCCGAGACUACCCCCGUCAAGUAUCGAGGCUUCGCUCUCGGCAUGUACUACUCGUGCUGGGGCAUAGGAACACUUAUCGCAGCGGGCAUCUGCUUUGGGGCGGCCCCGAGCUUCGUCUGCUUUCUUAUUUUGUUAUUUGUCCCUGAGUCACCUCGUUGGCUCAUCAGCCAUGACCGACACGAAGAAGCAUUGGAGAUUCUCAACAUCGUCAAUGGCGGCGAUGCUGACGAUGUGCAAGUCCAGUAUCGUGAGAUUGCGGACACAAUCAACUUUGAAAAAGAGCACAGCCUGGGCCUAGUGCAGGCAAUUUGCAAGAAGUCUAGCCGAAAGCGCUUGUUGAUUACGACCACGUUUUCGGCUAUUGUCAUGCUCCCGGGAACUAACAUUAUCACAUUCUACUUUGGCGAAAUACUCCAGAACGCCGGUAUUCAGAGUCCAAAUACACAACUUCAAAUCAACGUCAUUCUCACAUCAUGGAGCUUGGUCAUUGCCGUUAUCUCAGCCUGGUAUACGGAUUUGCUGGGCCGGAGGCAACUUUGCUCUGCCAGUUUGUCCCUGCAGACCGCCUUCAUCUUCAUAUUUGGCGCGCUCACGAAACUGUAUGGCGAAUCAACCAACACUUCAGGUAUAUAUGCAACUAUUGCCGUCAUAUUCUUGUAUAAUGCAGCGUACAACUGGGGCAUCACGCCGCUUACGGUUCUCUACCCGCCCGAAAUCUUGUCUUUUGAGAUUAGAGGAGUCGGUAUGGGCAUCUAUACUUUCGCUACAAAGUGCUGCGGUCUUCUGGUGACCAUGGCCGUACCUUUCGGCUUGCAGGCUAUUGGAUGGAAAUUCUACAUGAUAAAUGGCUGUUUCGACGUUUUAAUGCUUGUUUUCGUUAUCUUAGUGUGGGUGGAAACUCGUGGACUCAGUCUUGAGGAGGUUGACAGGCUAUUUGACAAGGAAAAGCGUGAGGUGGUCGCUGAGCAAGUCCAUGAAGAGACGAAAGUGGACAUAGAGCACAAGGAAUGCUGA
Trichoderma virens Gv29-8 is the source of this 1419-nucleotide messenger RNA. RefSeq lists its product as uncharacterized. Gene Ontology annotation, biological process: transmembrane transport; carbohydrate transport. The coding region runs from base 1 to 1419 and encodes 472 amino acids. Lineage: Eukaryota; Fungi; Ascomycota; Sordariomycetes; Hypocreales; Hypocreaceae. The transcript is spliced from 3 exons. Gene Ontology annotation, molecular function: carbohydrate:proton symporter activity. The record is from RefSeq and is a predicted model, not a curated record. Gene Ontology annotation, cellular component: membrane.